UUUUGUCUUUAAACAAAUUCUAUUCGUCGUAUGUUCAUGUGUGAACGUUGUCACUAGACAUGUAUCAAUUACGUCACGGAAUUUCAUUACGUAUUGACAUUCCUUUCCAGCUGACACGUAUUGACAUAAUCACGUUUCCUGUCAGUGGACAACGAGCAUGACAGACUGCAGUGAACCGACUAUCAGAAAAUCCAAUCUGGUCUUGACUCAAGAUUGCGGAACGUGCACUGCUCGUAUGGGAUGUGAUAAUUAUUUUGGAAAGAUUGGGAAUUUAAUUAAUAAGUGUAAAGACGUUUUUGUCCCUUUUAAGGGGUGUCAAGGUGUGCGAGAGCAAAGGAAAAUUGGGAAGGAUUGUUUAAUCGGAUCUGAUGUACGUGAAGUUAGUGGAGCAAGAAAGGAAGGAAUUCUUCGAACAGACAAAUACAAAUAUGAUAAUGCAGAACAUGGGCAAUUUGAAAAAAGAGAAGAAAAACGGCAAAAUCUUUUUUGCGAUGAUAAAGUUGAUGGAUUUAAUGAAGAUGAUCGAUCGAUCAAAGGAUUAUUUAGAAAUGUAACGUCUGAACAAGAUAUGAGUGACUCUACUAGAAGAUGUGACUCUCGGGUGGCUGAUAAAAUUUUGAAAAUUACUGAAAGCAAGAAAAUUGGUAAUUCAAAAACGGAUAUACAUUGCGAAACGAGAAUCCAAAGAGUUUGCAAGAGAAUCAAGAGAACGGCAUCCAAGAAAAUAGGUUAUUUUACAGUUAAUAAAUGUCUUGAUAAGGAAUCUGAUAACGUGAAUGACAUCAUUAGUAGUCACGGAUCUAUAGACUCAGACACUGGUACGACUAAACAAUUUUUAAAAAAUAUUUUGGACUCUGCCUUUUUGGGAAUUGAGAAAAGGUUGAAAAUUCAAAGAGAUGAUUCUGAAACGUGUGUCAGUAACAAAAGUAGCAGAUCGAGGAGUGGUUCUAGACAUAGAAUUAAGAAUGUACAUUCCAGGGAAAGCUUACAUGGUUUUGGAAAAAAAUCGCAAAAUUGUGGAACCAAUACAUUGACCAAUGAUUUUUCGAAUAUUCAGGUGUGUCAUAAUGCUCAUUGUCCACUGGCAAGGAGGUGGUAGAAUUUUGAAAUUUUUAAAAGGGAUAAAUAAUCUUUUCAAUCAUUUUUGAUAAUCAACUAUUUUGAAUACUUGGUUUUUUUAUUCUUUAUAGUUACUACCGUAAAGGAAUAUUUGUUUAGUAUCUUUGUAGUAUCAGCUAAUUAAAAAUAUUUUUAUACCAACUCUGCUCAAAUUUGUUGAAUUUACCCCGGCAAAUUUUAAUGACGAAUUGGACGAGUGUCCUCCUCUUAUAUCAGACGCAGAGUUAACUCCGAUGAAGAAUCGAGUUUAACUCUGUCAUAACCUCCGUACACUAACCAGUGUCGGAGUAAAAUUUUUGGAAAAAUGGCAAAAUAAAAUUUUUAUCAUAAAUUUAUCAACCCUUAAAAAACCGUAUUCGACGCAAACCGAUGGAAAAAAUCAGGAUAAAAUGUUGAACCAAAUGGGAAGAUGAGUAAUUCCAAGAAGGAUAAUAAAUCAAAUCAAGCAAGAAAUUUUCAAAAAAAUUCAAGUAACGUGACAAUUUUGGUUAAAAGAUCCAGUAACGAAACCCUUGAUAAACCAUUGAAAAGUGAAAAUUUAAAUCGUGAAUGUGGCACUGGCAAAUUUAUAACUGUGAAUUAUUCCAAAAAAACUUAUGGACCUAAACUAGUUACGAGAAAAAGUGCAAAAUUAAGGGAAGAAAAAAAUCAUUGUCAAAUUCCUCCGAAAAAUAAAAAUUUCAACGCACUGAAUGUGCUUGAUAUAAAUUUUAAGAAAAUUUAUAAAAACUAUGAAAAAUCUUCACUCGCUCACAGGCCGAAUGAUGAAGUGACGCUGUUGAAUUUUGGCACGUGCAAAUUCGCCAAUUCGAUGCGAAUGAACAAGCAGGAAGUAUCAGUUUGUCAUAGUGGUUUGGACGCCGACGUCGGUACGUCAACAAUGGCGUCGCCAAACGACGAAAAGCUUUUACCGAGUCCAACAAACUCAAAAUGUUUUGAUAGUCCGAGCCAUACUGGCAAAGAGGACAAAGAACGUGUUUCGAUAUACACCGGAAACAGAAUGUCCGAACACGUUACUAAGCACCAAAAGAAUCGCAAGACAAUAGCCGCUACCAUUGUAGGAAGUGACGUCAUUCAGGAUCGUGACCACGUCUGGACGCAGACGCAACAAGGGACGUCGUGUGACGUAACCGGAAUCGGUGUGAGCACUGAGGAUCGUGGAUCAAAUUUAUCCAGCAAGACUUCAAAAUUUGACAGUUCUCUUCGAAAAAGUAAAACUAAAUGUAGAAUUUUGAAAAAAUGAAGGAAAGAAUAAUAAAAAUGGAAAAAGGACAAAGAAAAAUAGUCUCUAUCAUUUUAUUUGGGAUAAUAUCAAAGUAUUGAAUUUUUUUGAUCAGACGAA
Messenger RNA from Cephus cinctus (wheat stem sawfly), 2461 nucleotides. RefSeq lists its product as uncharacterized. The transcript has 2 exons. The record is from RefSeq and is a predicted model, not a curated record. Bases 158 to 1099 code for a protein of 313 amino acids. Lineage: Eukaryota; Metazoa; Arthropoda; Insecta; Hymenoptera; Cephidae.